CCGCGCCGAGGGCGGGGCCGGCGCGCGGGGGCGGACCUCGGCGCGCUCCCGGCCGCUUGCUGGCUCUGGGGCCGCGGCGGCUCCUCUGCCGGGUCGCGCCGGAGGACAGGCUUCGGGCGGCGGCUUGGACGGCCUGCGGACCGAGCGGGUGGGCCGAGCCUUGGAACCCCACGCUUGCCGUCUGCCUUGCCCGCUAGCGCGGGGCGCGCGCCAUGGCCGCCUCGCCCGGCUCGGGCAGCGCCAACCCGCGGAAGUUCAGUGAGAAGAUCGCGCUGCACACGCAGCGGCAGGCCGAGGAGACGCGGGCCUUCGAGCAGCUCAUGACCGACCUCACCCUGUCCCGGGUUCAGUUUCAGAGGCUUCAGCAACUGCGCCUUACACAGCACCACGGGGGAUCCUUACCUAAUGUGAGCCAGCUGCGGGGCAGCGCACCAGAGCUUCAGCCGUCACUCCAUCACGCUGAUAAUGUCCGUGGGACCCGCCACCAUGGGCUGGUGGAGAGGCCAGCCCGGAACCGCUUCCACCCUCUUCACCGCAGGUCUGGGGACAAGCCAGGGAGACAGUUUGAUGGAAAUGCUUUUGCAGCCAGUUAUUCUUCGCAGCCCCUGGAUGAGAGCUGGCCAAGGCAACAGCCUCCAUGGAAAGAGGAAAAGCAUCCUGGAUUCAGGCUGACAUCUGCACUUAACAGGACCAAUUCUGAUUCUGCUCUUCACACGAGUGCUCUGAGCACCAAACCCCAGGACCCCUAUGGAGGAGGAGGCCAGUCAGCCUGGCCUGCCCCAUACAUGGGUUUCUGUGAUGGUGAAAAUGAUGGCCGUGGGGAAGCCGCCUUCCCCGGUCUGCUGAAGGAAGAGAAUCUGUUAAACGUCCCGAAGCCACUGCCCAAACAACUGUGGGAGACCAAGGAGAUCCAGUCCCUGUCUGGACGCCCUCGGUCCUGUGAUGUUGGGGGCGGCAGUGCCUUCCCACAUAAUGGCCAAAACACAGGCCUCUCGCCAUUUCUGGGGACCCUGAACACUGGAGGGUCAUUACCAGAUCUAACCAACCUUCACUACUCAGCACCCCUGCCAGCCUCCCUGGACACCAGUGACCACCUCUUUGGUAGCAUGAGCGUGGGGAACAGUGUGGGCAACCUUCCAGCUGCUAUGACUCACCUGGGGAUAAGAAACUCCUCUGGUCUCCAGAGUUCUCGAAGUAACCCUUCCAUCCAAGCCACGCUCAAUAAGAUUGCGCUGUCCUCAUCCCUCAAUAGCCACCCACAGCCGUCCGUGGCCAAUGCCUCUGCUCUCCACCCCUCGCUCCGUCUCUUCUCCCUUAGCAACCCAUCUCUUUCUACCACAAACCUGAGUGGCCCCUCUCGGCGCAGGCAGCCUCCAGUCAGCCCUCUCACGCUCUCUCCUGGCCCUGAAGCACAUCAAGGUUUCAACAGACAGCUAUCUGCAACCAGCCCACUGAACCCGUACCCUGCCUCCCAGAUGGUGACCUCAGAGCAGAGUCCACUUUCCUUCCUGCCCACAGACGCUCAAGCCCAAGUGUCCCCACCACCCCCUUACCCCACACCCCAGGAGCUGCCUCAACCACUCCUACAGCAGCCCCAUGCCCAUGAGCCCCCAGCUCAGCAGCCCCAGGCAGCCCCCUCCCUGUCACAGUCAGACUUCCAGCUCCUCACUGCCCAGGGCUCGUCUCUGACCAACUUCUUCCGCGAUGUGGGCUUUGACCAGCAGCCCAUGAGGCCCAGCCCCGCCUUUCCUCAGCAGGUGCCUUUGGUACAGCAGAGCCACCGAGAACCACAGGACUCGUUCCACUUGAGACCAAACCCAUAUUCCAACUGUGGGAGCUUCCCGAACACCAUCCUGACAGAUACCAACACCAGCCUGUUCAAAGGCCUUAGUGGGGGGCUGUCGGGCAUGCCUGAGGUCAGCCUGGACAUGGACACUCCGUUCCCGCUGGAAGAGGAGCUACAGAUCGAACCCUUGAGCCUGGACGGACUCAACAUGUUAAGUGACUCCAGCAUGGGCCUGCUGGACCCCUCUGUGGAGGAGACAUUUCGAGCUGACCGGCUGUGAGCAAAACACAGUGGAACUGGGGAACUGAAGUGGCCAGGAUAAGCUAGACUGGAGCCAGCAACACCCUGACGGUAGUCACAGCAUAGAGGAAGCCAUGCUGCCCCAGGCUCUCUACUGAGGUCCUAGCUCAGAUGCCAUGUACUGCUGCAGGCCACCUGCUUUGGAGCUUCUGGUGACCAGGAAGCUCAUCAUGUCACCCUUAAUUCUUUGUAUAGGCCACCUGGUCAGUCAUUGUGUAAACAUAGAAAAUGCUGGGUAACGUGUCCGUGCUCCAGACCUCGGAUCCCUGUCAGCACUGAAGACAGGACCCGUAUAGGAGGCAGUUGGAGGCCAUAGGCCCAUGGAGUUGGCUCAGUGUCACACAACGGUACCAGAGCACCAUGAUGCCUUUCUGUCUGACCGCCAAAGCCAGGUACCCUCCAACUGGUGGGUAUUCUGGGCCUAGCCAUUGCUCUGCCAAAUGGCUUAAUUAAAAUGAAGAAGCUUAGCCACCGUCCCAGGGCAUGCUUAAGUUGGGCAAACUGAGUGUAGUUUGUGAUCUCUUCUCUGCUGCUUUCCUGUAUGUGCCUUCUCCUCACACACAGAAGGAGAGGGAGACUCGUGCCCUUGGAGAUAGGAUGAGCCUAAAGAAGACAGUGCUCCUAGGAGACUGGAGGAGAAAAAGGAGGCUGUGUGUGUCACCUGCACACAAUGCCCUCCAUCUUAGACCUGCCACCUUCCAGCCCACUAGAAGGAGCUGCGGGGACUCCUGUUAGCACUUAGUAGCUGCACCGACCUUUUCCUCCCCAGCUUCCCCUGCAGACCUCAAGCUUAAUGCGAUUCCCACUAGACUGUAAGCUCCCACAGGGCAGGAACUGUGCCUUGUUCUGUACUGAUCCCUAGUGCCACUAAGUGCCUGGUAGGAAUGCGUGGCAUGGAUGGCUAUGCCUCGUGGUGUGGCGGUCUGACCUGUAGCUGUCUCCAUUCCCUGCCUUAGCUCAGAGCUUUAACCUUUUCAUACUGGUGCCUUGGAUUCAGACUCACUUGAGUAUGUGCCUUAACACUAGGUGACCAGUCCUAUCCCUAGGCUCAGCACCCCCUCCUUGGGCGUAUGUCUCUCAGCAGCUAGGUGGGAAUCAUCUAAUGAGUGCACCCAGAGUGGCUGAUCACCAAACCCUGUGAGUGUGGGACACCUGGCAUCCAGACUAGCCCCACAGCAAAUUCUUCCCACUCAGACCCAUGGCUUUUUCUAAAUUGCUUAAAAUAGAGGUGCAAACGUUGAGGUUAAGAAAUGUGGCCUAGUUCAUGGGACUCUUGUUAUUCAUUAACACCUUGUCGCACAGUCAUUUGAGCAGAUUCUCCACCGCCUGCCUCCUAACCCCAAAUGGGGAAAGCGGUGAGGUCCACAGCACAAGGGGAGGAGCUAGGGUGGGGAAGAGGAGGAGCCUGGAAGAGAAUCCCUGCUUGGACACCUGCUGCCCUUCCUGAGGACGUGGGGUGUAGCUGAGGCUUUCCCACCCAGGAGAGCAAGGGUGGAGUAGAAGGAAGCUGAUACAUCUGUGCCUAAGGCAGGCAGAGCCUGUGGACCGGAAGCUGGCUCCUCCAGCUUCCCACACGGUGACCACGCGGUCUCUUCUUAGGCCUUCCCCGAGGACCCAAGAAUUCCCUGGUCCCAUUUACCUCAGUCUCUGCUGUUUAAUUGAGAAACCAAAUUAGAAUCCUGUUCACCUGAUUCCACCCUGAAGAUGCCACCGACCUCCGCUCUAAAGCCCUAUUCCCAGUGAAACUCAUGUGCUUGAUGAUGGAGAUCCUGGAGCGGGUCGACUUCAAUUAAAGUGAAAGCUUUUCACCCCUCGUGCUGCCCAGCACCCAGCAUUCCCACGGAAGCCAGCUCCCGUGAAGAGGCCCCUGAAAUUGGAUCUCCACCUUGAGGCAGAGAUGGGUGCUGAUGUAAAAGUUGAGAGGGUUCCCAGCACUAUCUGCUCUCUGCAAUCAAGCCAUAUCCAUGGUCAUCAUGUGGGUGACACCCAUACAGCACAUGGGAGGGGCCAGGUAUGACAGAGUCAGGAGGAAGAGAACCCUGAAGGAGAAUCUCUGCUCCAACAGAUGCUGUCCUUCCAUGGGGGUGUAACAGGAGAGCUCACAACCCCAUGCCCUAAAUUGCCCUGCCCCUGAGGCAUUCUCCAGCCGAUGGGCAAGCACUGGCUAUAGGGGAAGUUAGAGGAAAUGUAGCACUGGAUUAAAUCUGCCUUUAGGCCCACCAACCUGAUCUUCUCAUAUGAGUAGCUUUAAGCCACAGGAGAGCCCACCCGUCCUGAUGGUGUUGAGCACACUGGGAGAGUGUUGCCCUACCCCAGCCCUGUAAGCCUGCACUCCAUGCUGCCUUUGUGACAAACCUGUCUUAGGCCUCAGCGUUGCAGUGGCUACAGGCUUCCCCAGAGCUACGUUCAGUGUCUUCUCUGUCACAGCAGCUGUGCUCCUUCCCUGGCAGCGCAGCGGCCAGGGGCUCUGAGGUAUGAGUGUGAGGAGGACUGUUCUGAUCUGUCAGAGCAGCUCCCCUCUGCCUGCCCCCUUCCCCCCACGUCUACUGUAUACUCUGGGCCGAGAGGUCAUGCGUGUACUCAUGCUCGUGCACAUAUCUGAAGACGUGUCCUGUUGGGACUCUCCAGGGCUCUUCUGAUUCAUGCACAGAUGGUGCCCAUCGUUUCCACUGCUCCAGAAUGGGGCCAUCCCGCAGCUAGUCAGACUUCCGGCCAGUGCCCUAACUCCCAGCCUUUUGUUAAGCAAUAUUGAAAGAUUGGACUUUGUAUAAAGUAGCUUCCAGGUUUUAUAAUGCAUCAUUUUACAUCUUUCGUAAUUAAAAGCAGCACAAUAUGGUUGUA
Rattus norvegicus (Norway rat) is the source of this 4927-nucleotide messenger RNA. It is a transcript of the gene Crtc3, whose product is annotated as CREB regulated transcription coactivator 3. Gene Ontology annotation, biological process: protein homotetramerization; macrophage activation. Lineage: Eukaryota; Metazoa; Chordata; Mammalia; Rodentia; Muridae. Gene Ontology annotation, molecular function: transcription coactivator activity; cAMP response element binding protein binding. Gene Ontology annotation, cellular component: nucleoplasm; nucleus; cytoplasm. The record is from RefSeq and is a predicted model, not a curated record.